AUGCAUCUGAUCCAGAGCCUCGCGUGGGCUCUCCCACUGGCACUGCCGUUUGCGGCUGCCGCUAUUGAGGAUGUCGGCGACAAGCCCCGCCGGCUCGAGUAUACCAUCACUUGGGAGAAGGGGUCCCCGGAUGGCUUCGAGCGUGAGAUGGCCUUCAUCAACGGAAAGUUUCCCGGGCCGGUCAUUGAGGCAAACCAGGGGGACAACAUGGAGAUCGUCUUUACCAAUCAGAUGCCUUGGAACACAACCAUCCACUUCCAUGGCAUUGAGCAAAGAGGUACCCCGUGGUCGGAUGGCGUACCGGGCCUCACGCAGCGGUACAUUAUGCCCGGCCAGAACUUCACCUACAGGUGGAAGGCAUCACAAUACGGCAGUUAUUGGUACCACGCCCACGCCAGAGGCCAGAUCGACGAUGGCUUGUACGGUGGCAUCCUCAUCCACCCAAGCAACAACACGCAGGACUCGCUCAGCCUGAUUGCCCGCAACGCUUCGCAGCUCAGUGAGAUGCGGGCUGCCGUGCGCAGGGUUCAGCCCAUCAUUCUGUCCGACUGGCGACAUGUCAAAUCCAUGGACGGAUGGCAAAUAAACCUCGACUCCAAGCUCGAGACGCCCUGUUACGAUUCUCUCCUCGUCAACGGCAAGGGCCAAGUCAACUGUUGGUCUCGGCAAAAGAUUAACCAACUUACAAACGCUAUCCAAAGGCGAUUCCUGCAGAAUGCCAAUCUCCAGCAGAUGACCGACAAGGGAUGCCUCCCAGCCAGAGCUGUCCAGCAGACCUUUGCUCGAGGCAUGCCUGGAAACAUCUCGGCCAUUCCCAGUCACAUCUUUGAUGUCUGCACAUCAACCCAGGGUCAACAGGAUGUCAUCAAAGUCAAACAGGUCGCAGGCGCAAGCGAGUACUGGCAAGCCUUUGACAUCAUCGGCACCUUUGGUCUAGUCACCGCCACCGUCUCGAUGGACGAGCACCCCAUGUACGUGUAUGCCGUCGAUGGUGGCUACAUCCAGCCGCAACUGGUGCAAGCCAUCUCCGUCAGCAACGCCGACCGCUACUCGGUCCUGGUCAAGGUCGACAGGCCCGGUGACUACACGCUACGCGUUGCCUCCAGCUCCAUCAUCCAGAUGGUGGCUGCGACUGCCACCAUCCGCAUCAUUGGGGCCAACUCGGCCGAGACCGUCGACAACUCCGGCAGCGGAAUCACGCCCACGUCGGUCAAGGGCCGUUCCCUCAUCCCCUCCAAGGUCCGCCGCCAGCAGGGCGGAGCCAGCUCGACGCCUUACAUCAACGACGUCGGACAGGCCACGGCGCAGGGCGUGACUUUCUUCAGCCAGAACAACCAGCGCCAGUACCCCGCCGACCCGCCAGGACAGACGGUAGCCCAAACCUUCAAGAUGCAGCUCCGACACGACGGCAGCGCUUACAAGUGGGCGCUCAACGAGACCGUCUACCCGGUGACGGCUGACGACGCGGAGCCGCUGUUGUUCAGACCGGCGGCCAACCGCGACGACGGCACCACGCUCACCACAAAGAACAACACGUGGGUCGACCUGAUCUUCGAGUCAUCCAUGUUCCCGACCCCUCCCCACCCGGUCCACAAGCACGGCACGCACAUGUACCUCAUCGGCUCGGGCCAGGGCAACUUCACCUGGAACACGAUCGCCGAGGCCGCGCGCGCCAACCCCGGCCGCUUCAACCUGCAGAACCCGCCCAAGCGCGACUCGUUCCAGAGCGUGCCUGCCGUCGUCCAGCCCAGCUGGAUCGCCGUCCGGUACUUCUCGUCCGACCCGGGCCCAUGGCUGAUGCACUGCCACAUCCAGUCCCACCUCGAGGGCGGCAUGGCCGUUGUGGUCAAAGACGCGCCAGAGCUGUGGCCAUCGGUGCCAGCAGAGUAUAGCAGCUACAAUCAAUAG
Pyricularia pennisetigena is the source of this 1908-nucleotide messenger RNA. RefSeq lists its product as uncharacterized. Gene Ontology annotation, molecular function: oxidoreductase activity; copper ion binding. NCBI's taxonomy places the organism in Eukaryota, Fungi, Ascomycota, Sordariomycetes, Magnaporthales, Pyriculariaceae. The record is from RefSeq and is a predicted model, not a curated record. The transcript is spliced from 3 exons. The coding region runs from base 1 to 1908 and encodes 635 amino acids.